AUGACGACAACCUUCAACACCGUUUCGAUGUCGCAGGAACACCAACAAAGAGCGUUGGCCGAGCCGCCAGCGGAGUCGUCGAGCGAUUGGUCAACCGAGUCGUCAACCGAGGCACCAACUGAUUCGUCGGACGACGAGCCAGAAGAGGUCGUCCGGUAUGUCGUACCGCGGAGCUCGAGACUGCCGGUACACGGAAUCCUUCACAUGCUGCGAGGCAUGGUGGAAGGAUACCAUCGGGCUCGUCUCAAUCGGCAGACAGUGGACGGGCUCGGUCCUCCGUAUCUCUCCCUCGACAGUGUCAGCCAUAUGAGGGCGCACAAUAUCGAGAGCUGCUGCAACAAAUCGGUGCCCAUUUACUGCCUGCCGCACGAAUCCAUGUGGGCGCCGCAAUGGUAUCAACAUUUUCGGUACGCGGUGCAGAACUACCUCUAUCGCCGCUGGUUUGUGCCGUAUCGCAGCGAAAUCGACUGGGGUCAAUUUCUCGCCCAAAUUAUCGUGGUUCAUUCGACUCCUGCACCGCUUCCCGCCGAACGACCGGCCAUCGCAGCAACCCGUCUCGCUGUGUCGCUGAGCCGCGACAUCAGCGAGCAUGUGACGACAAUGAUGCGGAAGAUCGGCGAUGGCAUCGCCCGUGUAACGAACUUCACAGAGGCGAACUCGCUGAGGGCUGAGCUUGGGUUUCAGUACUGGGAAAUGCUCCCUGAACCGAAAUUCUUGAGCGUGCAACCGCUCUUUCGCGCCGUGGCCGUCGUGCUCCGACAAACCGACUACAGCACCGCUUUGCCAUCGAUUUCGGAGCUCCCUGCCCUCAUCGUCCGCACAGGAGUCGAGGAAGGUUUGAGCGCGCCGAUCUCUUUCGAAUCCAUUGCAGGCGAGAUCAAGGCAUACCACCGGCUCGAUGACUCGAUUCAUGCCGUCGAAACCAGCUUUUCCACCGCCGUCGGCUUCAUCAUGGAUCUGGAGAAACGCGAGGUGGCCGCUUUUGGGCCAAAGCCCGACCCCGCCAAAACGUGCAAAGAGCUGAGACGCAGCCUUCUCCUGGGCGAACUGGAAGCUUGGCACUGGGCUGGCGUACACGGUUGGGAGGGAGAUGAAGCGCCUGAGGGACCAAGUUCGAGUUGGGUUGACCACAACAUAUACCGGGAGUGGACUGGGGAAGGCGCCAAGUAUGACGAGUUUGCGCAGCGCCAAGAACGACGCCUUUACGAAGCGGCGGCCGCCGCUGAGCGCGGUGAAGGUUUCUUCCUUCGACCUCCGAGGCCAACGCGGAAGGAUCCAAGUGAGGAAGGCUCCAAGUGA
This is a messenger RNA of Thermothielavioides terrestris NRRL 8126, 1299 nucleotides long. RefSeq lists its product as uncharacterized. NCBI's taxonomy places the organism in Eukaryota, Fungi, Ascomycota, Sordariomycetes, Sordariales, Chaetomiaceae. The coding region runs from base 1 to 1299 and encodes 432 amino acids. The transcript has a single exon. The record is from RefSeq and is a predicted model, not a curated record.